Molecule: messenger RNA, 1368 nt
Organism: Mytilinidion resinicola
Lineage: Eukaryota; Fungi; Ascomycota; Dothideomycetes; Mytilinidiales; Mytilinidiaceae
Exons: 2
Coding region: 1-1368 (455 amino acids)
Source: RefSeq, a predicted model, not a curated record
AUGGAGUCCAUUAUUGAUCUGCUCCAACUGCCAACCGCGUCCGAGGCUCAGGGUAGCUACUACAACCACCCAACUGGACGGAUUGAAGAAGCAGUGCGAAUGCUGAGGACGUACGACCAUGAGCGGAUUGGCCGACUUGACCUCCAGCUCAAAGAAAACAGCCAAACCCUCGCCAAAUUUGCCAAAGGCGCAAACCAAGGGAUAAGAAUCCUGCGAGCACAGGCCGAACGACGACGUCUAGAAGCGAGACAUCAGCUCCUAGUAUCAGGAUGGGAGCAAAUCAAAGCCAACCUGCAGCCCGCCUCUCUAAUGCUACUAGCCCUGCCCCUCGAGAUCCGCGACCAGAUCUACUCUCAUCUGUACACGCGGUCGGAAGUCAUCCACAUCCAGUAUCCCGACUCCAAUACCUUGAAUGGCCGUAUGCUCCCGGGAGACGCCUACUUCUACAUGAACGCGGCCGUGGUAGCACCGCAAAUCGCCCUCGAAGCCGCAAAAGUGUUCUAUCACUCAAACAGCUUCUCGCUAGAAACUCCAAACGCCGAACACAUCUCCCGCUUCCUCUCAACCGACCACUACGGCAGCAGCGUCCAGCCCGCCUCGAUCCUGCGCCGUAUCGCUAUCGACCUGAAGGACGUCCGCCAUUACAGCUCCGGCUACGAUACGCCUACGGGCCCAGAGCCACCAGGAGAGUUCGAGAAGGAGCUACGGCAGGACAUGGCGAUCAGGCCGACUGCUUAUAAUCACCGCCACCUCGAGGCCCCGCUGCUCGCUAUGCCCGAGCUCUGCGUCCUCGACGUGUCGAUUGAAAAGUCUAGUGAGGGGCACUUGCGACCGUUAGCGCCGCUCUUCAAGAAGCUACGGAGACGCGGUGUCCGCGUGCGAGUAAUACUGAAGUGGAAGCAGUACCGUCGCCCGUCCUAUGAGCUUUUCGAGGUGCCUGGACGCGUGAUUUUGAAGGAGCGGGAAUGGGAGGAGAAGGACGAGAGCCCUAAUUCUGUCUCUGACGACGACGACGCUUGGGUCGACAAUGCCGCUAUUCCUAAGGAAUGCGCGGAUAUUUCUAGGCUCUUCGAUAAUCCGACGGAUAAGGACUGGGAGUUGGUCAGGGAGCAUGGGGAGCGGUUGAAGCGUGGUCAGGAGGUGGCGAAGGACGAUAUGAAGUUGUGGUUUGCGAAAGGGCGGAUCGUUUAUGAAGAGCAAUUGGACGUCUGUGAGUGGCUGGAUGAGAUGGAGAGGGUGGCACGUGCUGUGGAGACGAGUGGCGAAUCUGAGGACGUAUCCCGGCCGACUGACACUCUGGAAGAUGCACAGUUCGAUGAGCUCAAGUCAGCGUUGGGGGGUACUGUAUCUCAACGGGGUACCCCCUGA